AUUUCACAACAUUAGCUGGCCAGUUAGCCAAGUUUGUUCCAGAGCUACCGCUGCAGCGUUAGUGGUUAUGCGCCUUAUAACUUAUUGCACAGAAUUAGCUAGCUAGCUAACCGGAAAGCCAUUUGGAAUAGAAAACAGAGACAAGUAUAGUUUAGUAUAGAAACCAGUUCGCUAGAUAUUCAAUUUUGCAAAUAUGUCUGGAAGUCCAAAAUUUGUAAGUCCCUUUCACAGACCCUACUGUAUAGCAGCCGCUGCACCGGCAGGCAAAGCAAAGCUGACUCAUCCUGGCAAAGCGAUUUUAGCAGGUGGGAUCGCGGGAGGCAUCGAGAUCUGCAUCACCUUCCCCACGGAGUACGUGAAGACCCAGCUGCAGCUGGACGAGAGGGCCAACCCGCCACGCUACAGAGGCAUCGGGGACUGUGUGAAGCAGACUGUGCAGGGUCAUGGUGUGGGUGGGCUGUACAGAGGCCUCAGCUCACUGCUCUAUGGCUCCAUUCCCAAAGCCGCUGUUCGGUUUGGCAUGUUUGAGUUCCUUAGCAACAAGAUGCGGGACGAGUCGGGGAAGCUGGACAGCACGCAGGGGCUGAUCUGCGGGCUGGGGGCGGGCGUGGCCGAGGCUGUCCUGGUGGUCUGCCCCAUGGAGACCGUGAAGGUGAAGUUUAUCCACGACCAGACCUCUGGGAACCCCAAGUACAGGGGCUUCUUCCACGGAGUGAGAGAGAUCGUCAGAACCCAAGGCCUGCGGGGGACGUAUCAGGGGCUGACAGCGACGGUGCUGAAGCAGGGCUCCAACCAGGCCAUCCGCUUCUUCGUGAUGACCUCACUCAGGAACUGGUACAAAGGGGAUAACCCGAACAAGGCCAUUAACCCGCUGAUAACAGGGCUGUUCGGUGCCAUCGCUGGGGCUGCCAGCGUGUUCGGGAACACCCCCCUGGACGUGAUUAAGACCCGGAUGCAGGGUCUGGAAGCUCACAAAUACAAAAGCACCGUCGACUGCGCGGUAAAGAUCAUGAAGCACGAGGGACCAACUGCAUUCUACAAGGGCACAGUGCCACGUUUGGGCCGGGUGUGCUUGGACGUCGCCAUAGUGUUUAUAAUCUACGACGAGGUGGUGAAAGUUCUGAACAAGGUCUGGAAGACUGAGUGAGGAGGAUGGCUACGUGAUUGGCUAAGGCCAGAAAAUGACCCUGUGACAUCACUCUGGGAAUUAAAGGGGUGGGGACAAAAUGUUUGCCAAAGUCACUGGUUUUGUAUCCAUUAACAGAUAUUAAUGCUUUUUCUAUGUGUUAAUACGCCUUAUUUUAAAAUAUGACAUUUCUAUGAAUGUGAAAUAUAGGGGCUUAUUUCAGCUGAAAUGGACGUUCCGUUUUCCCUUUGCUGACCUCAUAAGAUGUAAGUAACUCAGUUCUGUAAAUGGACUGUUCGUCCUUUUCACAGUCCAGACAGAUAUUUUGUGCAACUUGUCACCUGACAAUAAUACCAUGUCACGUGAAGUAGGUUUCCUUACUGCACAAAAAGCCCUACAUCUAUCAACAGUUUCUUCGUAAGCUUCAAUUGUUUGCUUGCUACGAGAACACAAAUGCCAAAAAAAUCUUUUGAAAAUUUAUUUUUCUUAAUUUUUUUUGUUGCUGCUGCUGUUUUGACUGCCCAUGUGGAUGCAAACAUUUCCAGUUUUUUUCCCCCCAAAACAAAUUUAUUUACUUUUUGCAGUAACAUUUUACUUUGCACUCUUUGGCUCCCUCCUACCUCAGUACUUCAGAACGCCUUAACACAUUAAAUACCCUAACACACUGCCCUUCACAUGCCUUAACACACUGAAUACCCCCAACACACUGCCCUUCAGAACGCCUUAACACAUUAAAUACCCUAACACACUGCCCUUCACAUGCCUUAACACACUGAAUACCCCCAACACACUGCCCUUCAGAACGCCUUAACAUAUUAAACACCCCAACACACUGCCCUUCACAUGCCUUAACACACUGAAUACCCCCAACACACUGCCCUUCAGAACGCCUUAACACAUUAAAUACCAAACACAAUGCCCUUCAGAACGCCUUAACACAUUAAAUACCCCAACAUAAUGUCCUUCAGAACGCCUAACACAUUAUAUACCCCAACACAAUGUCCUUCAGACCGCCUAACACAUUAUAUACCCCAACACAAUGUACCCCAACGUGCCGAUUUAAGCAGCUCAGUUUAUUUUGUUCCCCCUCUUCCAUUGUGAGCAGGUCAGUGCAGUUGUACUAUAACUGCUGUAAUGUUCAGCCAUUUGAUGUUGUGUUUAUCAUCCAUUUAGCCAAAUUUCUUUGACUAAUAUAAUACAUUUAUAUUUUAAUCAACUUUUCAAAAUGGUGUUUAAUGUAUUUACAGAAAUGAAUUCUAUUGCUAUUAAAUAAUUUGUUUUAGACACUACAGACCAGUGCAAAUGCUUACUACAGUUUAGUGAAGAUGUGAAAGAUGCACCUCAUAGUAGGCCUGGUCUGUGUUAGUAAUCUGUUUUAACUACGAGCUUCUGUGCUCUGCAGUAACUCUACUCAUUUUAAUAACUGCCUUUGCCUUCAGUGCCUUCAGGUUGGAUUCUGUGUGUUUUUAUUAUCUUGAAAGAUGAAAAUGAUAUUUGUAGGGACAAACGGAGGCCACGUCAGAAUGUUGUCUUUGCUGGUUGCUGUGGAUCUUACACAGGGCUCCUCUGCCUGCCCGCUGUACCCUAAGCCUGCCCGCUGUACCCUCCGCCUGCCCGCUGUACCCUCAGCCUGCCUGCUGUACCCUAAGCCUGCCCGCUGUACCCUAAGCCUGCCCGCUGUACCCUAAGCCUGCCCGCUGUACCCUCAGCGUGCCCGCUGUACCCUAAGCCUGCCAGCUGUACCCUCAGCGUGCCCGUUGUACCCUAAGCCUGCCCGCUGUACCCUAAGCCUGCCCGCUGUACCCUCAGCGUGCCCGCUGUACCCUAAGCCUGCCCGCUGUACCCUAAGCCUCAUGAGCAGCUCUAUGACAGCAUCUCAGUCCUGUUUGACCUGCUCAUGAGCGGCUCUCCUGUUGCUUUUAUCCCUGGGACCUCCCCUGCCUAACAUCCCUGCGCGACCUUCACGCGCAGACCUCCUGUCGGCCGGCCUGCUGUACUCUGCUCCUCACUGCCUGUCCUGGGGCCGUGUCUCUGGGUCAUAAGCUCUGCUCUGUAGAUUACAGUAUGUCCCAGUAGCAGCCUGUGAGCGCCAGUGAGCUGGGAUUUAGGGAGCAGCGUCAUGUGACACGAGCCAUGCUUCAGCCAUGGUUCAGAUUCACACUAAUGGAACGCUGGUGAUUUUUUUAUAAUGAAAAGUAAUAUGUAUUUUCCUUCUCAGACAGUUUGGCAGGUUCAGAUUUCACUAAAAGGAAAGCUGCCAGACUGGGACCAUUCGUAUAGUUUUGGCUGAACGCACACCUUCCCCUCUGCUUUAGAUCUGCUAUACUGUCACUGCACUGCACCCAACCGCUAUUAAAGCUGGUCAGAGCCACACCUGUCUAAUCUGCAAGUACACGACAAAACAAACUCACUCUUCGCUCUUGCUGAGAAUUCCAUUUUUUUUUUUUUUUUUUUUAAACAGAAUAUUGUGAGACAGAACUGGAAAAAAAUGUAUGCUUCUUGUAAUGUGUCCAUAUUUUUAAAUGAAAACAUUUCUAUGACUGUGAAAUACAGGGGCUUAUUUUAGCUGAAAUGGAUGCAGAAACAGCCAGUAUGUCCAGUUUUGUAAUGCUAAAACAAACUGGGUUUGUGAAGAAAAAGCACAACGCUUGCAUUUACUUGCAGGUCGGAGUUGAGGACAGAUACUGCCGUGAUUCUGGCUUCUGACACCCCUGUGCAUGCAGAGUGGUCUGGUUUCCAGGGCAGCCAGUGAAUGACCUGAUUGGUUAAAUUACGGCACUUAUCAUCACUUAUGGCUCCGCCCUAGAACAUUAGGAUUAAGUGCAUAGUGUUGCAAAUCGUUUGUGCAGUUAGGCAUCCCUGUUGUGUGACACUUUAACAUUAAAGAUGGAAAAAACGCACAUGUACACCCCAACCUCGGCACCCUCUGCAACGGAAUCGACAUUUAUAUCCACGUACAGCCUGAAGGCGAGUCUGUGAAAAACACCACUUUUCCGUUGUAUGAAGUAAAAAGGAGAUGGCCUGAUGUGCCUGUGUGUACGAACGAUAUGGGAGUGUGUGUGUGUGUGUGACUCUGCACGUAUCAUCCUCAGGUGUGGUGCUGUGUCAAAUGCAGUGUGCCUUAAGAUCAUGGUGAAUGUCAAAAAGUAAAAAAUUCUAACUUUGUUCUUAAUCCAAUAAAUUAAGCUGAAACCCUGAUGUAAUAAA
Anguilla rostrata (American eel) is the source of this 4333-nucleotide messenger RNA. Its product is annotated as tricarboxylate transport protein B, mitochondrial. Gene Ontology annotation, cellular component: mitochondrion. The transcript has 9 exons. Gene Ontology annotation, molecular function: citrate secondary active transmembrane transporter activity. Gene Ontology annotation, biological process: mitochondrial citrate transmembrane transport. NCBI's taxonomy places the organism in Eukaryota, Metazoa, Chordata, Actinopteri, Anguilliformes, Anguillidae. Bases 194 to 1147 code for a protein of 317 amino acids. The record is from RefSeq and is a predicted model, not a curated record.